AAAUAAAUCGAUAUAUUUUAGCAUCCCUGCCGAUUUAGAAACACGCGCAAAUAAUAAAUAUACAAGUAAAGAAUAAAUAAAAACAGCGCCUGGGACCUGUUAAGGUAGUAGCUGCCACCGAAGUAUAAAACACCCAUAAGGCCAAACAAAGACACAAGCUACAAUGGCUGGAGUACUUUUCGAGGAUAUAUUCAACGUAAAGGACAUGGACCCCGAAGGCAAGAAGUUCGACCGUGUCUCCCGCCUGCACUGCGAGUCCGAGUCAUUCAAAAUGGACCUUAUACUGGACAUCAACUCUUGGCUCUAUCCCAUGGAACUGGGCGACAAAUUCCGCUUGGUGCUGGCCACAACGCUGCGCGAAGACGGCUGCCCCGACAGCGGCGAGUACAAUCCCAUGGAGCACGAGGGCACGCGUGCUGAUAGCUUCGAGUAUGUGAUGUACGGCAAAAUCUAUCGCAUCGAAGGCGACGAGGCUCACAAUGAAGCCUCUCGUCUAUCGGCGUACGUCUCGUUCGGUGGCCUCCUCAUGCGUCUGCAGGGUGAUGCCAACAAUUUGCACGGAUUCGAGGUGGACCAGCACAUGUAUCUGCUAAUGAAGCGCCUGGCGUUCUGAGCUUACUCGUUGCAUACCCAAUUACUGUUCCAAUUCAAAGGUUAGACAUAAACAACAGACUUUAUUAAUUACAGAA
Drosophila pseudoobscura is the source of this 689-nucleotide messenger RNA. It is a transcript of the gene Polr2H, whose product is annotated as DNA-directed RNA polymerases I, II, and III subunit Rpb8. Lineage: Eukaryota; Metazoa; Arthropoda; Insecta; Diptera; Drosophilidae. The record is from RefSeq and is a predicted model, not a curated record. Gene Ontology annotation, biological process: DNA-templated transcription. The coding region runs from base 164 to 613 and encodes 149 amino acids. The transcript has 2 exons. Gene Ontology annotation, cellular component: RNA polymerase I complex; RNA polymerase II, core complex; RNA polymerase III complex.